UCUCUAAUAAGGGUUUUUGUUUGUUUCUUUUCCCUUACCUUUUCAUACUUCAUCUUCUUGAAUUCCAAUUGAAGAUUUGUGUAUGGAAUUUGGGCAUAUUGAAAGGCAACAAUUGGUUGAUCCUCGACAUGUGAAUACAUAUCUACCCCGAUGGUCAAUUGGGUUGCGUCCAAACUCGAAUCUUGAUUAUCAGGUAGGCCAUUUUAACCCCCUACCCCCUCUUGAUGGGGUUUUGGGUUUUGGGGGAAACCAAGAUGGGAUUCUAAGAAUGGAGAUGGAAAGGUCAAUGUCACUCUUUCAGAUUAUGGGCGAUGAAGGUUUAGUGCCUUCGCUAGAGGAGGAAAUGAAAAGGAGAAAUGCUAUUCACAAGCUCAAAAAGAUAGUGAGGGAAUGGGUUCAGACAGUGGCUUACCAUCAUGCUCUUCCCAAAAGAUACCUCAGGUUUGCCUCUGGCACAAUAUUGACAUAUGGAUCAUAUGGUCUAGGAGUUCAUAAUUCAGAGUCUGAUAUUGAUGCAUUAUGUGUUGGACCGUGCUUUGCAACAAUAGAAGAAGACUUUUUCAUUGUUCUGCGCAACAUUCUCGCGAGCAGACCAGAAGUAUCAGAUAUCCACUGUGUCAAAGGUGCGAAGGUUCCUCUGAUGAGAUUCAAAUUUGAUGGGAUCUCUAUUGAUCUUCCAUAUGCACGGCUAAAAGUAAUAUCCAUACCUGAGGAUGUGGAUGUAUUCAAUCCAUUCUUCCUGAAGAAUAUUGAUGACAAGAGUUGGAAAAGUCUGUCUGGUGUUCGUGCAAAUAGGAGAAUUCUUCAACUUGUGCCAAAUGUAGAGAUAUUCCAGGCAGUUCUGCGUUGUGUUAAACUAUGGGCAAAGAAACGAGGAGUUUAUGGGAAUUUGCUCGGAUUCUUUGGAGGAGUUCAUCUAGCAGUGCUUUCAGCAUUCAUCUGUCAAAGGCAUCCAACAGCCAGUUUGAGUGCACUUUUUUUUAUUUUCUUCAAAACAUUUUCCUUUUGGCCUUGGCCGACUCCAGUAGUUUUACAAGAUGGAGUUGCUUGGCCAUUUAUUCCCACGGAUAAAGUUUUGUGGAUGCCAAUCCAGUUACCAUGUAGCCCAUAUCAAUUUUGUCAUUCAAACAUUGUCAGAAGUACAUUUUUCAAAAUCAAGAGUGAGUUCAUGAGAGGGCAUAUGCUGACUAAGGAUAUGUUAAGGCCAGAAUUUGAUUGGAACAUCCUGUUUGAGCCCUUUCCUUAUCCAAGAAAAUAUGAGAAAUUUGUCAAAAUUUUCCUCUCAGCUUCUGAUAAAGAUGAGCUAGGUGACUGGGUGGGUUGUGUCAAAUCACGCUUUCGCUGCCUAAUUAUCAAACUGGAGGAGUUGUUGGGGUUUUGUGACCCCAACCCAACAGAGUAUGCUGAUGUUGAUGCAUCCGAGCCCAAUGUCGUUUUUUAUUGGGGAUUGCCACCUGCUAUGACCGAUAUGAUAAAUAUAGGUCACGUGGAGGUAGAGUUCUUGAAGAGCACGAACAAUGUAUAUCAAGGCCCAACUGGGAAGCUGAAGUUAUCAAUUGUGCAAGCUGAUCAGUUACCUUAAAAGGCCCACUUUAAUAGUGAGCUCCAGAGUGCAAAGCCAUGUUGGAGGAUUGUGAGGAGCAAUCAGCGAAUAGUUCCUGCAUACUACAAAUACCAACCCAUCUGUGUCAACGGAUAUUUGACCACAAAUGCAUGUCCCGGGUACCCAAGUGGUGGGGGUUAGGCUGCUGCCGCCCCUUCUGUUGUUUUACACCUUCGUCGUUUGGUCUUCCACAGAGUGAAAAGGUUUAACACAGUUUGUAUUCGUGGUCAGUACAGAGAAGAAUGAUGAUUGUACAUUUUGAGUUGUGUUACUUGUAAAUCAUCUCAGGGUGUAAAUGCUUUUGCUCUUGAAAAACAGAUUGAAGAAAUGUACGCGUGUCCAUGAAAAAUGAGUCAUAUGGCACAUAUCUUGUUAUUUGA
Messenger RNA from Solanum verrucosum, 1983 nucleotides. RefSeq names its product nuclear poly(A) polymerase 3. The transcript is spliced from 10 exons. The record is from RefSeq and is a predicted model, not a curated record. Gene Ontology annotation, molecular function: RNA binding; poly(A) RNA polymerase activity. Gene Ontology annotation, cellular component: nucleus. Lineage: Eukaryota; Viridiplantae; Streptophyta; Magnoliopsida; Solanales; Solanaceae. The coding region runs from base 83 to 1582 and encodes 499 amino acids.